This is a messenger RNA of Pseudoliparis swirei, 4047 nucleotides long. It is a transcript of the gene cyfip1, whose product is annotated as cytoplasmic FMR1 interacting protein 1. Gene Ontology annotation, biological process: regulation of actin filament polymerization; axon guidance; regulation of translation. Gene Ontology annotation, molecular function: small GTPase binding; RNA 7-methylguanosine cap binding. The coding region runs from base 208 to 3801 and encodes 1197 amino acids. NCBI's taxonomy places the organism in Eukaryota, Metazoa, Chordata, Actinopteri, Perciformes, Liparidae. Gene Ontology annotation, cellular component: SCAR complex; neuron projection; synapse. The record is from RefSeq and is a predicted model, not a curated record. The transcript is spliced from 29 exons.
GUUUCCCGGUUGAGGGACAGGAACCCCCCCCCCGUGAUAACAACACCCGAGCGAGGAGACGAGGAGGAGAGAAGGAGAGAAGGAGAGAGAAAGCAGAACGAAAACUUCGAGGCUCGCCUUCCUCAGUCCUCGUCCUCUCCGGAGCAACAUGGCGCUCUCGGCUCAGGACGCCUGAAGUUCCCCUCCAGAGCAACGAAGUCCCGCGCCAUGGCGUCCUCGGUGACCUUAGAGGAUGCCCUCUCCAACGUGGACCUGCUGGAGGAGCUGCCGCUGCCCGACCAGCAGCCCUGCAUCGAGCCGCUCCCCUGCUCCGUCAUGUUCCAGCCGAACUUCAACACCAACUUUGAGGACCGCAAUGCGUUCGUCACCGGCAUCGCCAGAUACAUCGAGCAGGCCACGGUCCACUCCAGCAUGAAUGUGAUGUUGGAGGAGGGGCAGGAAUACGCCAUCAUGCUGUACACCUGGAGGAGCUGCUCACGAGCAAUACCACAGGUGAAAUGCAACGAGCAGCCCAACCGAGUGGAGAUCUAUGAGAAGACGGUGGAGGUCCUGGAGCCAGAAGUCACCAAGCUGAUGAACUUCAUGUACUUCCAGCGAAAGGCGAUCGACCGUUUCUGCGGCGAGGUGCGGCGUCUCUGCCACACGGAGCGCAGGAAGGACUUUGUGUCCGAGGCGUACCUGCUGACCCUCGGGAAGUUCAUCAACAUGUUCGCCGUGCUGGACGAGCUGAAGAACAUGAAGUGCAGACGCACUGCGGCCACCAUGGGCAGUCACUGUGCUUCCUCUCUCAGAGCGGCUCAGUUCCUCAGGAAGAUGUCUGAGCCUUCGUCUAUCCAGGAGUCUCAGAACUUGUCCAUGUUCCUGGCCAACCAUAACAAGAUCACCCAGUCUCUGCAGCAGCAGCUGGAGGUGAUCAACGGCUACGAGGAGCUCCUGGCCGACAUCGUCAACCUGUGUGUGGAGUACUACGAGAACAAGAUGUACCUCACGCCCGACGAGAAGCACAUGCUGCUCAAGGUGAUGGGGUUCGGCUUGUACCUCAUGGACGGAAACAGCAGUAACGUCUACAAGCUGGACGCCAAGAAGAGGGUCAACUUGACCAAGAUAGACAAGUUCUUCAAGCAGCUGCAGGUGGUUCCUCUGUUCGGGGACAUGCAGAUCGAGUUGUCUCGCUACAUCAAGACCAGCGCUCACUUUGAGGAGAACAAGUCCAGGUGGACCUGCACGUCCAUCUCCAGCAGUCCUCAGUACAACAUCUGUGAGCAGAUGCUUCAGAUCCGUGACGACCACAUGCGCUUCAUCUCUGAGCUCGCUCGCUACAGCAACAGUGAGGUGGUGACGGGCUCGGGCCGCCAGGAGGCCCAGAAGACGGACUCUGAGUACAGGAAGCUGUUCGACUUGUCGCUGCAGGGCAUCCAGCUGCUGUCCCAGUGGAGCGCUCACGUCAUGGAAGUGUACUCCUGGAAGCUGGUCCAUCCCACAGACAAGUACUCCAACAAGGAGUGCCCCGACAACGCUGAGGAGUACGAGCGCGCCACCCGAUACAACUACACCUGCGAGGAGAAGUUCGCCCUGGUGGAGGUGAUGGCGAUGAUCAAGGGGCUGCAGGUGCUCAUGGGCCGCAUGGAGAGCGUGUUCAACCACGCCGUGCGCCACACCAUCUACUCGGCGCUGCAGGACUUCGCUCAGGUGACGCUGCGCGACUCUCUGAGGCACGCCAUCAAGAAGAAGAAGAACGUGAUCCAGAGCGUCCUGCAGGCCAUCAGGAAGACGGUGUGUGACUGGGAGUCGGGCCACGAGCCGCACAACGACCCGGCGCUGCGCGGAGAGAAAGAUCCAAAAGGAGGCUUCGACAUCACGGUCCCUCGCCGGGCCGUCGGACCCUCCAGCACUCAGCUGUACAUGGUGCGGACCAUGCUGGAGUCCCUCAUAGCCGAUAAGAGCGGCUCGAAGAAGACUCUGCGUAGCGGCCUGGACGGCCCGACCAUCCUGGACAUCGAGCGCUUCCACCGGGAGUCCUUCUUCUACACGCACCUGCUGAACUUCAGCGAGACCAUGCAGCAGUGCUGCGACCUGUCCCAGCUCUGGUUCCGGGAGUUCUUCCUGGAGCUCACGAUGGGCCGGAGGAUCCAGUUCCCCAUCGAGAUGUCCAUGCCCUGGAUCCUCACGGACCACAUCCUGGAGACCAAGGAGGCCUCCAUGAUGGAGUACGUGCUCUACCCUCUGGACCUCUACAACGACAGCGCUCACUACGCACUCACCAAGUUCAAGAAGCAGUUCCUGUACGACGAAAUCGAGGCCGAGGUGAACUUGUGCUUCGACCAGUUCGUCUACAAGCUGGCGGAUCAGAUCUUCGCCUACUACAAGAUCCUGGCAGGAAGCCUCCUGCUGGACAAGCGCCUGAGAGCCGACUGCAAGAGCCAGGGCGCCAACAUCCCGUGGCCCGUGUGUUACGCCCAGCUGAAGCAACUCCACGUCAGGUGGUCUCCUAGAAUGUGUGUGUGUGUGUGUGUGUUUGUUAACGUGUUCCUGUGGGGCCCUCAGGAGCUGGAGGGUCUCCUGGACAUCAACCGUAUGACCCACAAGCUGCUCAGCAGGUUCCUGACCCUGGACAGUUUGGACGCCAUGUUCCGUGAGGCCAACCACAACGUGUCCGCCCCCUACGGCCGCAUCACGCUGCACGUCUUCUGGGAGCUCAACUACGACUUCCUGCCCAACUACUGCUACAACGGCUCCACCAACAGGUUUGUGCGCACCGUGCUGCCGUUCUCUCAGGAGUUCCAGAGGGACAAGCCGCCCAACGCCCAGCCCCAGUACCUGUACGGGUCAAAGACCUUGAACCUGGCGUACAGCAGCAUAUUCAGCACCUACAGGAACUUCGUGGGUCCGCCUCACAUCAAGGUCAUGUGUCGUCUCCUUGGUUACCAGGGCAUCGCCGUGGUGAUGGAGGAGCUGCUGAAGGUGGUCAAGAGCCUGCUCCAGGGAACCAUCAUGCAGUACGUGAAGACCCUGAUGGAGGUGAUGCCCAAGAUCUGCAGGCUGCCUCGCCACGAGUACGGAUCCCCAGGCAUCCUGGAGUUCUUCCACCACCAGCUGAAGGACAUCGUGGAGUACGCGGAGCUGAAGACGGUUUGCUUCCAGAACCUCCGAGAGGUCGGCAACGCCAUAUUGUUCUGUCUGCUGAGUGAGCAGAGCCUGUCCCAGGAGGAAGUGUGUGAUCUGCUCCAUGCGGCUCCAUUCCAGAACAUCCUGCCAAGGGUCCACGUGAAAGAGGGGGAACGACUGGACGCCAAGAUGAAGCGCCUGGAGUCCAAAUACACGGCCCUGCACCUGGUGCCCCUGAUAGAGCGACUGGGCACUCCACAGCAAAUCGCCAUCGCUCGUGAGGGCGACCUCCUGACCAAAGAGCGGCUGUGCUGCGGCCUCUCCAUGUUCGAGGUCAUCCUCACGCGUGUGCGCGGCUUCCUCGACGACCCCAUCUGGCGCGGCCCGUUGCCUAGCAACGGCGUGAUGCACGUGGACGAGUGCGUGGAGUUCCACCGCCUGUGGAGCGCCAUGCAGUUCGUGUACUGCAUCCCGGUGGGAGCUCACGAGUUAUCUCACAGAGAACAACAUGUGUUAUUUUAUCUCCUUCAGCCUCUGAAGAAAAUGGUCGACAGAAUCCGUAAAUUCCAAAUCAUCAACAACGAGGUGUUCUCCAUCCUGAACAAGUACCUGAAGUCGGGCGAUGGCGAGAACCUCCCGGUGGAACACGUGCGCUGCUUCCAGCCGCCGAUCCACCAGUCGCUCGCCAGCAGCUGAGGCCGCUACCCACAAUGCCUCUGGGUGUCCAGCCGGGCCACAUUCCUGUUGUGUAUUCACUCGUGCCUUAUCAGAAAUGAAUAUCGAUGUUUUAUACGUAGGGGGUGAGAUUAGUUUUAUGUAUUUAAGGGUCUGCCGAGGUGUUUCUGUAUCGCAUGCUCAACGUUUUAAAGUAACAACGCUCAUCAGCAUUUAUUCACUGUGCCUUGUUUUAAUCAUUUUAAUUCAAUAAAUAAGUAACAAAUC